AUGUCCGUCUCUUCCUCCGCAGCGAAGGUGGCACCGAAGACGCUCCACCAGUUCCGCAACUUCUCAUAUCUCGUUGUCGCAUGGCUCGGCUUCAACAAGGGCUUCCGUGAGAAGGCCGCCAACGAUGCGGAGUGGGUCGCCCACCAGCAGCGGGUGCGUCAGCAAAACGUGGAGCGCCACCAGGCUGCCCAGGCCAUGGCAGAGGCGAAACCGAGUGCCGAGCUCGAGACGACUAUUCCGGCGAUGGUGCCGGAGGGCCUGCAUGAGGUGUACAAGGACUUGGAGAAGGCCAUGCACUAG
Molecule: messenger RNA, 300 nt
Organism: Leishmania mexicana MHOM/GT/2001/U1103
Lineage: Eukaryota; Euglenozoa; Kinetoplastea; Trypanosomatida; Trypanosomatidae
Exons: 1
Coding region: 1-300 (99 amino acids)
Source: RefSeq, a predicted model, not a curated record